AUGGCAACCGUUUGCCAUACCGUUAGGGAGAUGUUUACACUCGCCACAGUGUCCAAUGAGUCCCAUCUCAGUCCAACUUUACUCCUUUACCUGGACUACGACUCCAAUGACAAUUCUUGGUCAAAGUCAGCUCAAAGAUCAAGAGACACGGUAGUAGUGGGUGUGAAGUGGUAAAAUGCGAUCUUAUGCAACCUGACGAAAGUCAAAGUGGAAGCCAGGGCUCAAAACACGGAUUCAAGGUUGUUUAUCUUCUAACUGAAUCUAGACUACAAAGCACAAAUACUUCAAUUUGGGAGAGAGAGAAAACGAAACCAAGCUCACCUCUUCCCUGAUCUGUCGCAUCAACCUAAGCCUCAUCAAGUCACGAGAACACGAAUCCUACGAACGCAGCGUGUGGACUUGUCCAAUGCUGCGCGUCUCAGUCAAGGCUCAGGUCUAACUAUGAGUCCAGAUUCAAUUGAGCUCAGGAAUGAGUGA
Molecule: messenger RNA, 477 nt
Organism: Hymenoscyphus albidus
Lineage: Eukaryota; Fungi; Ascomycota; Leotiomycetes; Helotiales; Helotiaceae
Source: the annotation of a GenBank genome assembly